This is a messenger RNA of Cimex lectularius (bed bug), 728 nucleotides long. RefSeq lists its product as uncharacterized. Lineage: Eukaryota; Metazoa; Arthropoda; Insecta; Hemiptera; Cimicidae. The coding region runs from base 173 to 523 and encodes 116 amino acids. The transcript is spliced from 2 exons. The record is from RefSeq and is a predicted model, not a curated record.
AGCACAUUUCUCAUUAGAAGUAUUUACAUAUCAGCAUUCAGCCAACAACUUGGUUACGUACACGCUGCACAUUCUUCUACAAAGUCCAGACGCUUUCUCUUUGUCAGCAGUCAAGAAAUCGUCGCACUUCGAAACUAGAUUUAUUUGGACCCAAAACAAGUUGCAGAUAACUAUGUACAGUGAGGGGCUGUUGCUUUUGGUGGCGGGUCUCGCAUUGGCGAACGGCCAGGUGUUUUUGCCUCAGUACGUCCUACCUCCGCCACUCCAGCAAGCGGUGACCUACCAACAGCCGAGGGUGGAUUUGGCCCAUCCGGAAGUGGUGCUCAAUUCCCAAGCGGAAGCACAGCUCCCCCCUCACCUGUUGAAUCCAUUUUACAAGAACCCGAGGAUCGCCCAGGCGCUCGCCAAGGAAAGUUGGUUCGGCCCCGGUGAAAUGCACGUGGCCCAUCGUGAGGCGGAAAAGAUUCCCAGGACCAGGAUAUUCUCAGUGCUCAAGAAUGCAGGACUCGCCCGCAGGCGAUAAUCCACUCCUCCUCUCAUAAUCAUCAUCAUCAUCGUGAGUCAAGUCAACUCAUCAUUCGGACAUUCCACUGUGUAUCCUAGUCUAGUGCGUUUAUACUGGAUGCGAGAUAUGUUGUACAUAAUUUGAAAACGAUUGCGAAUCUCAAUAUUCUUAUUUACUUUUUUAUUAAAAAAAAGUUUUGUAUGUAAAUAAAAUUUUGUUUUUA